AUGGUCCAGAAAUAUCAAGAGGAUGCACACCUUCAACCCAGCGUCAUGAAGGCUGCGGAGGACAUGCCACCACCCAAGAUGGCACCUGGGCAGGAGGGAUCUGGUCCCGGAGGAUAUGCGGAGUUCUCCUUGCCAUGUGCCACACCCCGGGUGCCCCAGCUUGUCACCUACUUGCUCUUGGCCAGCGGGGACAUCCAGGUGGCCAAGGUGGUGGUGGAGACCCCAAAGCUGGUCUUUUUCAACGUCAACAUCUCGCUCAGGUCCAGUCUAGACCUGCUCACCGACUCCUGCCAGGCGGCCUCUGCCUGGGGCACCCACGGGCCCAGCACCACACUGGAACCUGAGCCCGGGCGGGGGGCAUGUGGGGUGCAGAUGAGCGGGGAUCUGCUGAAGGUGGAAGCUGAGCUCCUGAGGCUUGAAGAAGUUGCCUGGGGCCAAGGACCAGGUGCCAGGGCUGGUUUCAGACCUCUCUGUCGGGCUUCCAAACCUGCCUUCCUCCAGCUUGAUCCUCACUCAGAACCGAUGUCCCAGCUACACCUUGCAGGUCCUCGGGCAGCCAUGACCUGCCAGGCAUCCUGGGGCAGCCCACCCAUCACCUGCAGCCUGGCUGGGGAGACGGGCACGUCCACAUGGAGCGGACGCUGCUCAGGGCAGCCUGCCAAUUUCUCCUUCCUGUCAUCCCGGAUGUCAGACUAGUUCCAGUGUAAGCUGCCCCUGGGACCCACCUUCAGGUUGGCCGGCAGCCUCACCUCCAUCGCAGCUAUGGCCUCUGGGAUGUUGGGCUGGAAACACACAAUGGGUGUCCAAUGCAGGGAGGAGGAGAGCUGCCAAGAUGAUGCCUCCCGGGGACCAGGGCCAGCCAGGAGCUUCUGCCCUCCAUGGUAAUCACAUGGGUCAGUCUCUCCAGGUGGAGACAGGAGGCAGGGGCCCGGCCUCCUGGGGUCCCCUCUCCAGGACCAUCACUUCAUGGACAGGUAAAGUGACGCGGCCUUUGUGCUGUCUGCCCUCAGCACUGCAGACCUCUGCAUGCUCCAUGGUGGGCCUUCUGCCUUCUCAACUUCUCUCCUUGGCUGCUGGGGCCUCUUCCUGGCAAGUCUAUCCUUUCCAGAGGCCAGACCAAGCGGAGCCAGGCCACCUCCCCAAGUUUCAGUGUUUCCUUCUGCAUGGGAUACAGACUGGUUCCACUGACCACGCAAGGGCCAGCCUCACCCUCUUGGUGAUUCAGCCCCCGUGUUCAGUGGGGUGAGUAAGCUGCCCGCCUCUCCUCCUGCCCAGGGUCUCGAAGCGCCAGGCACCAUAAAACUCGAGAGGCCUCUGGCGGGGGCGGCUGACAGGUGUGCUCUUCCAACCUGGACCGUCAGCUCCUUUGUCACGAAGGUGGUGACCAGAGACCCCAGCCCUGCCACCAUGCAGGAGGACCCAUCAUCAGAAUGAAGAAAAGCCCUGGGUGGGAAGAAUGGACACAAA
This is a messenger RNA of Sciurus carolinensis (gray squirrel), 1467 nucleotides long. It is a transcript of the gene C3H17orf99, whose product is annotated as chromosome 3 C17orf99 homolog. The transcript is spliced from 6 exons. Lineage: Eukaryota; Metazoa; Chordata; Mammalia; Rodentia; Sciuridae. The record is from RefSeq and is a predicted model, not a curated record.